AUGCCUCUUGUCAAUGAUAAAAUGAAUGCUAAGCAAUACGUUCAAAAUCGUGAAUCUGUCACACAUCAUGGCCGCGCAGAGAAUCGAUCAUUGACACCACAGCCCAAUUCCAGCCGCGACAGGUCGCAGCAGCGACAAGAUGAGGCCCGCCGCAAAUUGCAGCAAGCAAGUCAUGGCAAGGGAAAUAGUGAAGCCAUAAGUCGCCGAGACGCUGCGCAGUUGAAGUUGGACGUUCCGAAUACCUUGACGAUCUCGAGUUCCAAGCACGCGCAGCCAGCUGAUCACGGUGUUCUUCAAGAGCCAGCAGUGGCUCCGCCCAGUAUAUUCUCUCGUCCUGGUCCCAGUGUUGAACAUCGGCACAAUGCGUUUGACGAUACCCAAAGCAUCCACCUUGAUGAUACAAUGAGCGUGGUCGAAGAGAAGCCUCCUCGGCUCUCGAAACCUUCAUUCAGCUUCCAUCACGGUAGGGAUAUGCCACCGAUCUGGACCGACGAACCUCCUAUCCCUCCUCCUACCCAUCAUUUUGAAGGCUCAAAAUUACUCUUUGGAGAACGUGACAAGACUUCCGGGCUCCCCGCAGAUUGGCAAGCUCGGGCAGAUGCGGAAAGACUUAGACAUGGUUUUGAGGCAAAGCACAGCGCAAGGUUCGGUCACCACAUCGGCCAAGCAAAGCAUGGCAAAGACGACCACGAGGAAGGGUCCGAUCAAGAUGGCGAUAUCGAAGAAGGAACAUCCAUUGUUGAGAAUACACCUUCACGCACGCGAAUGGGCCCCGAGGCUAAGGUUACGUCAAAGCAUGGCAAGGAGAAGAAGCUGAAAAAGGGCCAUAGGCCUGAAGAGCGCGCGAGUCACCCUACAUUAAAGCAUAGGAAGUCUCUCAGCGACAUUGCGCCCGCAGUCGUGGUCGAGCCAUCAAGCCGGCAACAGAUCAAUCGCUUCAACGUCUACAAGUCACUUGAGACAGAGCCUGAGAUGGUACUGGCGGACAACCUUCGUCAAACUAUCCAAAUCCCUCAGCCAAAUUCAUCACUUGUGCACCCGCCGGCCUUCUCUUCCAAGAUGUCUUCGCUUCACGAAUCGUCCUCGGACGAAGAGCAACUUCAGGCGGCAAACGCCUCAAACACUGUGCCACUGGCCAUCAAACGUCACCGCUCGGAACUUGACCUGGAUUUCGACCCCGACGUCCUCAAAACCAAGACCAUGGCGGACCUCGACGCCAUUCCAUUCACCGCCGACCCACGGUGGUCGGCACCGGAGCCCGCCCUCGAUGCCAACGGUACGCCACUGAGCCUGUCCGCCAAACUCACGAACCUGACCAAGAUCCGGUCCGAGGACCAACGCAACCUGUUUAAGUCCCUCAACGACGCCGAACGCGAGCAGACUGCAGAGUGGUUCGUGGAAAAAUUUAAGGCGGACAUGCAGAGGCUGAUGGCCGUGCGGCUGGAGAGGAGGAAAAUCGCCCUCAAGUACGAGCUCGAGGUGCGGAAGAGGGAGAAGGAGGUCGAGCUCAAGACGGGGGAUGUGGACCAGGAAUUGGCUGGGCUCAAGAAGGGCGGCGGAGAGCUGAUUAGAGGGAAAUCGCCGGCGAAAUGA
Molecule: messenger RNA, 1593 nt
Organism: Fonsecaea erecta
Lineage: Eukaryota; Fungi; Ascomycota; Eurotiomycetes; Chaetothyriales; Herpotrichiellaceae
Exons: 2
Coding region: 1-1593 (530 amino acids)
Biological process (GO): nucleolar large rRNA transcription by RNA polymerase I
Cellular component (GO): RNA polymerase I core factor complex
Molecular function (GO): RNA polymerase I core promoter sequence-specific DNA binding; TBP-class protein binding
Source: RefSeq, a predicted model, not a curated record